AUGCCAAACUCCAAGGAAAAACCUGGUUUUGGUCAGCGGAAAACGUGCCAAAGCUUAUGUACGGUCAACCCUAACCUCAAUCUAAGAACAAGUUCGGAAAGUGCGGCUAAUAAUGCGGGUGCAAAUAAUUUUCGUCCUAGAUCAGAACCAAAUGUUGCAGGUUCUAGAUUAUCUACGACUAGUUCUCGGGCUCGGCGAGCUGCUCUUGAUCUUCAGCGUCUUGAGGAAGAAAGGCGCUUGGAAAAGGAAUAUCUUGCAAAAAAGUACGAUCUACUGCAGAUUCAGCUCGAGCGGGAAACAGACGAAAACAGUGACAUAACUCAUCGAUCAUCUUCUGGCAGUAAGCAGAGAACACAGGACUGGGUUGAUAGCCUGGUAGUCCCGACAUUAAGUAACAUCACCGAAUCUCUUCAGAUUCCCGUGGGUACUCAGUCCCGGACCGGCGCUAUUCCGAAGACAGUUUCAGUGUCAUCAGCGGCUGAUUUGCAUGUAGUCGUUAAUAAAGAUGUUCAAUUAAGAAACACUCGCAAUAAUCGGACGGGCUCAAAACCGAUUCCAUCCAUAAUGAACAAUGUUUGUGGUUAUGAUCAGCAACGUGUAUAUGAAGAUGUUACGAUGUCAAGUGCUACAGUGUGUAGCGGAGCUGUAAAUGUUUUAAACGCUACGUCACCGAUCAAUGAAAUUUCAUCGGAAUUAGUGAACCUCUCUAUUUCAACUACUCGGACACCGGAUGACUUGAUGGAUCAGUUUGUCGAACUUCAGCAACGAAUGAACGGUUUACAACAACAAUUAGCAGCUACCGGUAGUCAGCAAAUUCGACAAACCCUGUUUGCAGAUUCCGAUCCGGUACGAUCGUCGACAUUGUCCUAUAAGUUUCCAGUGAGUAACAAGAACGUGAAAGUUACCAGUUCGGUAAGUCAAAUAUGCUCCAACACUACUACUACUAUAGCAAACCAAAUAAACGUUACGAGCCUGCCAUGGCCUUCAAAUCAAUUUGACACAUUUACUAAAACGCCUUCUAGUACCACCGUGCCUCGUUCGACCCCCCAAAUUCUACCAUUCAUGCCAACUUAUAUUAGUACACCCCAAUCUCGUUUUAUCCCACCCUCUGUACACACCGUAUCAUCAUAUUUAUCGCCUAUUGUAUCGCCAAUGAUUCCAACGUCUGCUUCCACCUCUACUGCCGUAUCUGCUGUCGCCGCCGAUAUACUUCCGCGGCAAUUGUUUUGUGGACCUAACUCACAACAACUCGCUGCCAGACAAGUUGUGCCCAGAGAGCUGCCUGCCUUCUCCGGUGAUCCUGUCGAGUGGCCAUUGUUUCUGAGCUGUUACCAAAACUCAACGGAAAUGUGCGGAUAUUCGCAGGGUGAGAAUCUCAUGCGGUUGCAACGCUGCCUAAAAGGGAAUGCAUUGGAAGCAGUUAGAAGCUAUCUGAUGCAACCAUCGUCGGUACAGCUGAUCAUCGAUACAUUGAGGACAUUGUAUGGUCGCCCAGAGCUUAUCAUAAACUCAUUGCUUACAAAAGUUCGUGCUACACCAUGCCCUAAACCUGAACGGUUGGAAACGUUGGUUAUUUUCGGGUUAGCAUGUAAAAAUUUCUGCAGUCAUCUUCAGGCUGCAGGGCUUCAUGAUCACUUGUCGAACCCCUUGCUGUUACAGGAGUUGGUGAACAAGCUUCCAGCCACGAUUAAACUCAAUUGGGCGAUCUUCAAACGUCAGCAUGACACAGUCGAUCUUACCACAUUCGGUUGUUAUAUGGACCAAAUAGUGAUAGCAGCGAGUGAGGUAACAUUUCCUAACGAGACAGAAGGAAGCCGCAUCAAUCAGAUAGAGAGACAAAAAUUAAAUGGAAAGCUGUACGUGAAUGCUCACACCUCUGAGAGUUGUUUAUCAAAGGACCAUCACAAGUUAGAAGGCAAAGAGAAUAAACCCAAACCUUGCGUAGUAUGUCAGAGCGAGGGACACAGGAUAAAGGAUUGCCCUGCCUUUCAUAAAAUGCGUCUGGUUGACCGUUGGAGUUUUGUUGAAAAUCGAAUGCUAUGUCGGCGCUGCUUGUUUUUCCACGGAAAGUUCCCCUGUAAGGCAAAAACUUGUGGUGAAAAUGGAUGUAACGAUCGGCAUCACAAGUUACUUCACCCUGGUAAACCACAAUCGACAUCAACAAUUGUUCGCACGCAGGCUACCAAUACAAUAACGAUUCAUCGGCAGCUGCAGCAAACGGCUAUGUUCCGUAUCAUUCCAGUGUUCUUGCAUGGAAAUGGCAAAUCAAUUCAGACAUAUGCCUUUCUCGACGACGACUCAGCUAAGACGUUGGUCGAUUCAGCGAUUGCAGAAGUUCUUGGAGUGAGUGGCGAUGUUCAUCCACUUUGCUUACAAUGGACAAGUGGUAUUGAGCGAACGGAAGAGAAUUCCCAAUUAAUACGGCUUGAGAUAUCAGGAGUAAACAAUGCAAAUAAGUACACUAUAAAUGAUAUUCAUACUGUCAAAAAUCUGAACCUUCCUGAUCAAUCAUUACACUACGGCAAUCUUUGUAAACAGUUUCCACAUCUACGAGGCUUACCAGUGCAAAGCUACGAAGCUGCUGUUCCAUCAAUUCUGAUUGGUUUGGACAACUCGUUUUUGAUGGCAUCGCGUAAAAUCAAAGAAGGAACUAGAGGUAAUCCAAUUGCUUCCAAAACAAGACUGGGUUGGACAGUUUAUGGAACAAAGCCCACGGGAAUCGAGUUUCCGGUUCACCGUCUGUUACAUAUCAAAGCUCGUUCGUCCGAGCAAGAGCUUCAUGAACUAGUUCAGGAAUUUUUCGCAAUGGAAAGUGUGGGCAUUACAUCAAAAGUCAUGGAAAGUGACGACGAUCGCCGCGCACGAAUGAUUCUCGAGAGCACUACCGUUCGAACUGCGUCAGGCAAAUUUCAAACCGGGUUAUUAUGGAAAUACGAUCGUGUAGAAUUUCUAAACAGCAGACCAAUGGCGGAAAAAAGAUUACUCAGUCUGGAACGCCGAUUAGCAUUGAAGCCGGACUUGUAUGACAAUGUUAGACAUCAGCUGAGCGAGUAUCAAAAAAAGGGUUACGCUCACAAAGUAGAUCAGCAGGAAUUGGCUAGUUUCGACCCUAAAAGAACCUGGUAUCUACCUCUCAAUGUGGUUUCUAAUCCCAGGAAGCCAAAUAAAGUUCGAUUGGUAUGGGAUGCUGCUGCAAAGGUUCAAGGUCAGUCGUUCAAUUCGGCCCUAUUGGCGGGUCCGGAUCUUAUGACACCACUCCCAAAGGUUUUGUGUCCAUUCCGACAGUUCGAGGUGGCCAUCAGCGCGGAUAUCUGUGAGAUGUUCCACCAGAUUUUCAUUCGUUCGGAGGAUCGAUCCGCUCAGUUAUUCCUAUGGCGAGACGAUACAUGUACAGAUUUCGACGUUUUCGCAAUGGAUGUGGCUACCUUUGGUUCCACCUGUUCACCGUCCGCAGCUCAAUUUGUGAAAAAUCGAAAUGCCGAAGAAUUCGCUGAGCAAUAUCCACUUGCAUCGGAAGCAAUCAUCAAACACCAUUAUGUGGAUGAUUUUUUGUACAGUGCGCAUACUGAGGAGGAGAUGAUACGAUUAGCGUUACAAGUGAAGCUGGUGCACUCGAAAGCGGGUUUCAAUAUCCGUAAUUGGUUAUCGAAUUCGCCAAAUGUUUCUGUACGGGUCGGAGAACAGCAAGCAGAGCCUUCUGUAAAGUUCGUUGAUAAAUCAACAGUAUAUGAAAGAGUCCUUGGCAUGAUAUGGAAACCGGAAUCAGAUGUUUUCGUAUUUCAAGGCGUGUUUCGAGAAGAGAUACAAAAUUUGUUAUGUAAUGAAGUUGCACCGACAAAAAGAGAAGUUCUUCGCGUUGUUAUGAGUAUCUUCGAUCCAAUUGGACUGGUAGCUGUUUUUGUCGUGCAUGGGAAACUGCUUAUACAGCAAAUCUGGCGAAACGGGUUAAGUUGGGAUGAGCACAUAAGGGAUCAAAUGCUUCUCCAGUGGAAACGGUGGAUUAAGUUGCUACAAGAGCUUGAGCAAGUGCAAAUAACGCGAUGUUAUUUUCCCGGCUACACUCCAAAAGACUACAGCUCCUUGGAAUUGCAUAUUUUUGUCGAUGCCAGCGAGGAAGCCAUGGCUGCCGUAGCAUAUUUUCGCAUUAUUGAAGGUUCGAAUGUUCGUUGCUCCUUGGUAUCAGCAAAGACAAAGGUGGCUCCAAUAAAACCACUAUCCAUUCCGAAGCUUGAACUGUCGGCGGCCGUGCUCGGCGCGAGACUCUCCAAGUCUGUCAUUGAAAAUCACACACUUCCGAUAACUCGCCAUGUUUUUUGGACUGAUUCUAGGACCUGUCUCUCUUGGUUGCGCUCAGAUCCUAAAAAAUACCGCCAGUUCGUCGCAUUCAGAGUAACAGAGAUUCUCGAGCUUACUCAGAUAGAUAAAUGGCGCUGGCUCCCAUCCCGUUUGAACGUCGCAGAUGAAGCAACCAAGUGGGGUAAGGAACCCAAUGUGAACAUUGAGAGCCGUUGGUUCCAAGCUCCUGCGUUUUUGUAUCGGCAGCCCGACCAUUGGCCCAAGCAUACAGCUAAAACGGUUGAUACUACGGAAGAGUUACGUCCGAUGCAUCUGCAUCAUCACAUCGUCAAACAGCAACUAAUACAGUUCGAACGAUUUUCGAAGUGGGAGCGCUUAGUUCGAGUCGUCGCAUAUAUACAUAGAUUUAUCCAAAUACUCCGUUGCCGAAUUGGUAAGAAGAAACUGUCAAAUCCGGAAUGGCUGAACCAGGAUGAGUUAAAGAAAGCAGAGACUACAAUUUGGCGGUUGAUUCAACACGAAACAUACGGAGACGAAAUUGUUGUGCUGACUAAGAAUCGAGAACUGCCCACUGAAAAGCAUUCAAGAAUCGGAAGGUCUAGUGAAAUCGCUAAGCUUUCCCCCUUUUUGGAUGAUCAAGACACCCUGCGCAUGGAUGGCAGGAUCGCCAAUGCUCAACAGGUUUCAUUCGACUUCAAGGUCCCUAUAAUCCUUCCGAAAGGACAUGGCGGAACAAGGCUGCUUGCGGAUUGGUAUCAUCGUCAGUACAAGCACGGUAAUUCAGAGACAGCAGUGAACGAGAUGCGCCAAAAGUUUUAUAUUUCGGAAAUGAGAGUCGUAAUCAAACAAGCCAGCAAGCAGUGCCAGUGGUGCAAGAUCUACAAGGUUAUCCCAGAGAUUCCCAGAAUGGCUCCUUAG
Molecule: messenger RNA, 5214 nt
Organism: Malaya genurostris
Lineage: Eukaryota; Metazoa; Arthropoda; Insecta; Diptera; Culicidae
Exons: 1
Coding region: 1-5214 (1737 amino acids)
Source: RefSeq, a predicted model, not a curated record